This is a messenger RNA of Aphidius gifuensis, 2266 nucleotides long. It is a transcript of the gene eIF2Bdelta, whose product is annotated as translation initiation factor eIF-2B subunit delta. Bases 146 to 2053 code for a protein of 635 amino acids. The record is from RefSeq and is a predicted model, not a curated record. The transcript has 5 exons. NCBI's taxonomy places the organism in Eukaryota, Metazoa, Arthropoda, Insecta, Hymenoptera, Braconidae.
UCCAAAGUAUUUCAAGACUUAAGACUUGAUGUGAUGCUGACAGUCUGACACGUAAAUGAAAAUUUGUAUCAAUACUCCAAUAAACAUCAUUGCAAAAUUGACAAACUAAUUUCAAUUAAGCCAGAUUUAAUUAUUCAAAGUGGAAAUGGAUUUGAAGUUGGAAGAAGAUAGCAAUACAAAACAAAAAAUAAGUAAAUCUCGUGCUCGUCAUCUUCGUCGUAAACGUUUAACAAUUGCACGUAGAACAAUUGAAACAGAUUCAAGUUCUGAUACAGCAAUAAGGAAAGAAUUAAAAGUUAAAACAACAACAGAUGAUAAUAUUGUAAUAGAUUCUAAUUCAACAAGUAAAGAUUCACGUACUGAGAGUGAAAAUAAUCAUCAAUUGGUAAUUAAAAGUGUUAAAAAUCAACGUAAUCAAUCAGAGUUAAUUAAAAGCAAUAUAUCAUUGUAUAAAAAUGACUUUAUAGCUGAUUGUUCACAUAAUAAUAUAUUGAUAAAUUGUAUUGAUAAAGUAAAAAUGAAUAAUACAGAUGAAAAAUCUCGUGAGCUUGUUAAAGCUGAACGUGAAGCUAAAAAAGCAGCAAAAGCAGCAGCUAAAAAUAAGGGAAAAAAUAUAAAACAAAAUGAUGAAUCAAUAAAGACUUGUACUAGUGUUGAAAAAAAAAUUGAAGCUCAAGUAUCAAAAGAUAACAAUGUAUCAGCACUUGUUGAUAAUUUAUCUAAAGUAAAAAUUGAAAAUUCAGAAGUAAAAAAAGAACAAAGUGACAAAAAUGAUGGUAAAAGUAAAGCUGAAUUAAAAGCUGAAAGACGAGCUAAACAAGAAGCUCAAAGAGCAUUAAAAGCAGAACAAGAAAAACAAAAAUUAGCACAAAAAUUAGAAGCAUCAGCUGGUGGUGAUGUUGUUGCUGUAUCAAAAAAAUCAGAUGAUUUAAAAAGUAAAACAGCUGAUAGCAAAGACAUUAAAAAGAUAUCACAAAAAUUAAUAGCCAAUAAAAGUAAUGAACAUGAAAUAAGUUUAUUCAAACAUUUAUAUCAAGAACGUGAACAAGCAUAUCAUGGUAAACCAUCAGUAAAUUCAAAUAUUCAUCCAGCAAUUAUUCGUCUAGGUGUACAGUAUGAAAAAAAAAUUAUUGUUGGUAGUAAUGCAAGAUGUAUUGCAUUUUUAGCUGCAAUUAAAGAACUCAUUAAAGAUUUUGAACGACCAAGUCAAGCUGAUUUUACACGAGGAUUAGAAACAAGUUUUCAAGAAUCAUUAUCAUAUUUACAUAAUUGUCGUCCACUUGCUGUGUCAAUGCAAAAUGCAUUGAAACAUUUAAAAUGGAAAAUGGCACAAUUUCCAUCAACAAUAUCAGACAAUGAUGCUAAAAUUAAUUUAAUAACAACAAUUGAUACGUAUAUUCAAGAACAAAUAUUUUUGGCUGAUCAAGCAAUAUCAAAUAGAAUACAAACAAAAAUAACAAAUGAUGAUGUUAUAUUAACAUAUGGCUACUCUUCAUUGAUACAAAAAAUUCUAACAGAUGCACAUAAGGAAAAAAUUAAAUUUCGAGUUGUUGUUGUUGAUGGAAGACCAUGGCUUGAAGGAAAAGAAUUAAUUAGAAGAUUAUCAAAAAUUGGAAUUGAAUGUUCAUAUGUUUUAAUAAAUGCCCUGAGUUUUAUAAUGCCUGAGGUUAAUAAAGUAUUUCUUGGUGCUCAUGCAAUAUUAGCAAAUGGAGCUGUUAUGUCACGUGCUGGAACAGCUCAAGUUGCAUUAAUGGCAAAAGCAUUUAAUGUACCAGUUUUAGUUGCAUGUGGUACUCAUAAAUCAUGUGAACGUGUACAAACUGAUUCAAUUGUUUACAAUGAAAUUGGUGAUGCUGAUGAGCUAACUAAAACAAUGAAUCACAGUAAAAAAAGUAUAUUAAAUAAUUGGAGAGCUAAAAAAUAUUUAAAUCUUUUAAAUAUAACUUAUGAUGUUACACCAGCUGAUCUUGUUACAGCUGUUGUUACUGAACUUGCUAUUUUACCAUGCACCAGUGUGCCAGUUAUAUUACGUAUAAAACCAUCAGAAAUUUAAUUAAAUUUUUACUAUCCUGACUAUAUACAACGAUUAUAAUAUUAAUUGACAAGUGAUUAGAUAAAUAUUUGUACCAAGUAUUUUUUUAUCUAUACUCAUUUCAUUUAUUAUUUUUUAAAUAUAUAUAUUACAAUUAUAUAUUUUUGUUUUUUAUUUGUUUAUAAAUUGACCAUGUACUGUUUAAUAAACAAUUUAUUUAAAUCUCAAAAAACA